AUGUCGUCAGCUGUAGCGGAACUGGAGAGUUAUCUCAACUCCAUGCUGGCUUUGAAAGCCCCUGGCGUCUCUGGCUCCAAAAUCCACAGCAUCACAACAUUGUGCACAGCAAAUGUUCAGAAUGAAUCCGUUCUUAUUCAAAAGAUCUACACCCAUUUCAAAAAGGCACCGGGCACCCACAAGUUGGGCGUACUCUAUGUCGUAGACUCUGUAACCCGACAGUGGGUAGAAGCUGCACGCAAGGCUGGACAACCACCUGGGAGUUCCGCCCCAGAUGGAACUUUCGCCGCUGGUGUUAACCGAGUCACCGAACUUCUGCCUGUUUUGAUGGGAGAUAUCAUAAACACCGCCCCACAAGAUCAAAAGGUACGCAAUAGAUAUGCAUCCGAAUUCGAUGUUGGGGCCGAUGGCCCUGGUGACAAGAUCAAGAAGCUCAUUGAUAUCUGGGAGAGGGGAUGCACAUUCCCCCUUCCUAUGCUCGCCUCCAUGCGAGACAAACUGAACACGAACACCCCCCAAAACGUCGAGUCAACCACUCCUGAAGGAUCUCCAGCUCCAGGUUCGAACCCAAUGGGAGGGAACGCCUCUGCUGCUGCCCCAGAUACCUCGAGUAUCUUGAAGGCAUUGGCCGACAUGGCCAAGCAGAACACCGCCCCCGCUGCCCCUGCCCCAGCCCCAAACCCACUGGCGGCUUUGAACCCCUCUGCCCCGUUGCCAAUCUCAUCCGCCGAUGCCUCGGUUCCCUCCUCGGCUCCCAACCAAUUUGCCGCCCCCAAUGCUAUGAACCCCUACGCUGCUCUGGGCGCUCUCGGUCAGAACCCCGCCUUGGGCCAGCCUCAAACCCAGAGCCCUACCCCCAACCCGAUGGCAGCCAUGCUUCCUCAGGCCGCAGCUCCAGCUAUUCCCGAUGGAGGUGCAAUGGCACAGCAGCUUCAGCUGCUCCAAAUGCUUGCCGCUCAGGGAAUCCCCCAAGAACAAUGGGCAACUGCCCUGCAGCUCUUCACCAUGAGCAACAUGGGCGCAAACCCGGCCCAGCCUGGCUUCAAUAAUGCCAUGCCGGGGAUGCCUCCGAUGCCCGGUAUGCCUGGAAUGCCCGGAAUGCCUGGAAUGCCUGGAAUGCCUGGAAUGCCUGGAAUGCCCGCGAUGCCUGGAUGGGGCUCACAAGAUAAUCAGAAUCGAGAUGAUCGUGAUCGUGACCGCCAAUACGGUUCCCCUGGAGGAUAUCGCCGCCGUUCACGCUCUCCCGGUUGGGACCGACGCCGUACUGCUUCUCCCCCUCGUCGCCGUGACAGCCCUGUCUAUGGUGAGUACCGUGGUGAAUCCCCUGGUCGUCGAGGUGAUCUUCGGGAUGCCCGUGGACGUCGAGGCAAUGAGUACCGCCAGCGUAGCCCUGGACGCAGACGCCGUUCACCCUCACCUUCUCGCAAUGACCCUAAUCUCCCCCCUCCGGGUCCUAAGCUGAUUGAAUGGGAUUAUUCUAUUGGCCAAAACAACAUGAAGGUCUUGAGUCGCACCCUUUUCGUCGGCGGUGUCACCUCCUCCGAGGCCAACCUGCGUGCCCUGUUCGGCAAAUUUGGUAUCGUCCAAACCUGCAUUGUCAAUGUCGACAAGCGUCAUGCAUUCAUCAAGAUGAUUUCUCGCCAGGAUGCUAUCGCCGCACGUGAUGGGAUGGAGUCGUACCGCGCGGGUGAGAUGCAGCUGCGCACCCGGUGGGGUGUUGGAUUCGGACCCCGUGACUGUAGCGACUACCAAACUGGUGUCAGUAUCAUUCCCAUUGAACGUUUGACCGAGGCAGACCGCAAGUGGAUGCUUACUGCGGAGUACGGUGGCACUGGUGGCCGUCAGAUUGAAUCUGGAAUGGUGGUAGAGGAGCCUGACAUUGAGAUCGGUGCGGGUGUAUCUUCCAAGGCUAUCAGCCGUCGCAUUGCAACCGACACUGGUGGCAAACGGGGCCCAAUUUCCACUCGCACUCAAGGUGAUCGCUUCACUGGUCGCCGUCCGGAGCGUGAUGGUUUCGGUGGGAGUCACAACUCUGGCUCUCAUGAUCGCGGUGACGUGAACAGCAUGAACAACCCUGGUGUUCCUCCUGCUGUUCCUGCAUAUGGUUUCAGUUUCCCUAAUAUGCCCAUGCUCCCACCUGGUUUCAUGAUGGGUGGUCAGGCUGGCUCCAUGCCGACUUCUCAACCCCCGCCUCCGGGUCAGGGUGAGUAA
Molecule: messenger RNA, 2211 nt
Organism: Penicillium odoratum
Lineage: Eukaryota; Fungi; Ascomycota; Eurotiomycetes; Eurotiales; Aspergillaceae
Product: Nrd1 complex RNA-binding subunit
Exons: 4
Coding region: 1-2211 (736 amino acids)
Cellular component (GO): nucleus
Molecular function (GO): RNA binding
Source: RefSeq, a predicted model, not a curated record